GUUUUCCGGUGGUAACUGUUACUCUUCAGAGAGUCAGAAAGUCAAGACAGAAUUGUGCAGUCUUUCUCCACCACACUUGAGUUGGAGGAGGCACCCUUUAUUAAAUGGAAGAGAAAGGCUACUUCAUCUAAAGUGCUUUGAACCUGAGAAAAGAGCUGUCCUCAGCACCUCACCAUGGGUCUUCUUUUUGUUGCUUAGACAAGCUGGGGAGUUUCUGUAACCCUCGCAUUCCAUAUUGAAAGAAGAGAUUUUUAGACAUGAAAAAAAUGCCUUUGUUUAGUAAAUCACACAAAAAUCCAGCAGAAAUUGUGAAAAUCCUGAAAGACAACCUGGCCAUUUUGGAAAAGCAAGACAAAAAGACAGACAAGGCUUCAGAAGAAGUGUCGAAAUCUCUGCAAUCAAUGAAGGAAAUUCUGUGUGGUACAAAUGACAAGGAGCCCCCUACAGAACCAGUGGCUCAGCUGGCACAAGAGCUCUACAGCAGUGGACUGCUGGUGACACUGAUAGCCGACCUGCAGCUGAUAGACUUUGAGGGAAAAAAAGAUGUGACCCAGAUAUUCAACAACAUCCUGAGAAGACAGAUCGGUGCACGGAGUCCUACUGUGGAGUACAUCAGUUCUCACCCUCAUAUCCUGUCUAUGCUUCUCAAAGGAUAUGAAGCCCCGCAGAUUGCCUUACGCUGUGGGAUUAUGCUAAGAGAAUGUAUUCGACAUGAACCACUUGCCAAAAUCAUCCUCUUUUCUAAUCAGUUCAGAGAUUUCUUCAAGUAUGUGGAGUUGUCGACAUUUGAUAUCGCUUCAGAUGCCUUUGCUACUUUUAAGGAUUUGUUAACAAGACAUAAAGUGUUGGUAGCGGACUUCUUAGAGCAAAAUUAUGACACUAUUUUUGAAGACUAUGAGAAACUGCUGCAGUCAGAGAAUUACGUGACAAAGAGACAAUCUUUAAAGCUGCUAGGUGAGCUGAUCCUGGACCGCCACAAUUUUGCUAUUAUGACCAAGUACAUCAGCAAGCCAGAGAACCUGAAACUGAUGAUGAACCUGCUUCGAGACAAGAGCCCCAACAUCCAAUUUGAAGCCUUCCAUGUCUUUAAGGUGUUUGUGGCCAGCCCUCACAAAACGCAGCCAAUCGUGGAGAUACUGUUAAAAAAUCAGCCUAAACUCAUUGAAUUUCUGAGCAGCUUCCAGAAGGAAAGGACAGAUGACGAGCAGUUUGCUGAUGAGAAGAACUACCUGAUUAAACAGAUUCGAGACUUGAAGAAAGCAGCCCCGUGAAGACGGGCCCUGCCCUGACAGCCCUUUGUCUCCAUUGCCCAAUGUGUACAGUGCUGCUUCAACAGUCUCCGUUUUUGGGAAGGCUUUGGAGGUGCCUGUUUUCUCAAUUGAUUGUUCAAGGUAGAUGGAAUAUAAACAUUUGAAUGGAAAAAAAUCAACCUAGAAUAAUAUAUUGAUUUUAAUCAAGUCUAUGAUUGCUUAUGUGAAAUCAGCCAUUAUAUUAAACAUUGAUAAAAGCAGGUAUAACUCCAGAGCUGGACCUUGGUCACCCAGGCCACCAAGUAGAAGGAGCACAAGUAUCUCUUGGAACAGAAUGGGGAGGGAACCCAUCUGUGUGUCUUCAUUUGGACAGGCUAUUUCAGGCACAUGAGACAGGACAUGGGGCUGCAUUGUCUGUGGGGUGUGCCCUUGGACGCCUUGCCUGCUACCUCCUAGCUUCAGUAAGUGGCCCCUGGCUUCCAGAGGAGCAGUGCUCAGUUUCUGCUCACUGUCCCUCAUUGUAUCCCAAGCUGGAUCCAGGGCCAUGCCCAUUCCAACUAGAGAUGGCUAGCCUGGGAGCAGCCGAGGACCCGGUGAGAUCAGCUAGGACCACGGGGGCGGAGAACACCCAUGGUGUGACGUUCCAGAGGAGACUGCCAACAGGUGGCUGUAGAGUCACUGCUGUUCUGUAUGCCCCUGAGCAGGGUCAGUGAGUGUAGGGACAUUUCAUUAACAUCUGUUGUCUGGAGAGAAUGCUCUGUGGGGACUGUUUUGAGAGGUGGGAUCACAGUGGGUGCAAACCCUGGGGCUGGAGGCUGUGGUAGACUUUGAUCAGUAGAGGGCGGAGUGAUUCAUGCAUAAAAAAUUCUCCAAUGACCAAA
Cricetulus griseus (Chinese hamster) is the source of this 2131-nucleotide messenger RNA. The record is from RefSeq and is a predicted model, not a curated record. NCBI's taxonomy places the organism in Eukaryota, Metazoa, Chordata, Mammalia, Rodentia, Cricetidae.